This is a messenger RNA of Moesziomyces antarcticus, 546 nucleotides long. Its product is annotated as deoxyuridine 5'-triphosphate nucleotidohydrolase. The coding region runs from base 1 to 546 and encodes 181 amino acids. NCBI's taxonomy places the organism in Eukaryota, Fungi, Basidiomycota, Ustilaginomycetes, Ustilaginales, Ustilaginaceae. The record is from RefSeq and is a predicted model, not a curated record. Gene Ontology annotation, molecular function: dUTP diphosphatase activity; magnesium ion binding. The transcript has 2 exons. Gene Ontology annotation, biological process: dUMP biosynthetic process; dUTP catabolic process.
AUGACCACCUCCUCAUCCACCGACACCGAGCGACCGCACAAGACCGUCAAACUCGCGCACACACCCACAAUGACAGUCUCUGCAUCUUCGUCUGCGCUGCGUCUGCUGGUGCAGCGUCAUCCCGCGCAUCCGCUCGCCAAGCUGCCCACGCGCGGCUCGGCGAGUGCGGCGGGCUACGACCUGUAUGCGUCCGAGGCGGUCGUCAUCCCGCGCGGCGGCCGCAAGGUCGUUCAGACCGGCAUCUGCCUCGCCAUCCCAGAGGGCCACUACGGUCGUGUCGCCCCGCGCUCGGGUCUGGCAAGUAAGCAUGGCAUCGAUACAGGCGCGGGCGUCAUCGACGCCGACUACAGAGGCCUCCUCGGCGUGCUGCUCUUCAACCUCGGCGACGCAGACUUUACAGUCAACGAGGGCGACCGCAUCGCACAGCUCAUCAUCGAAAAAAUCGCCACCCCCGAGGUGGAGGAAGUCGAGAGCCUCGACGACACCAUUCGCGGCGCGGGCGGCUUCGGUUCCACCGGCGGCUUUGGCUCCAAGACCUCGUCCUAA